This is a messenger RNA of Triplophysa dalaica, 780 nucleotides long. RefSeq names its product mesoderm posterior bb (gene mespbb). Gene Ontology annotation, biological process: mesoderm formation; somite rostral/caudal axis specification; regulation of transcription by RNA polymerase II. The record is from RefSeq and is a predicted model, not a curated record. Lineage: Eukaryota; Metazoa; Chordata; Actinopteri; Cypriniformes; Nemacheilidae. The coding region runs from base 1 to 780 and encodes 259 amino acids. The transcript has 2 exons. Gene Ontology annotation, cellular component: nucleus. Gene Ontology annotation, molecular function: protein dimerization activity; DNA-binding transcription factor activity, RNA polymerase II-specific; RNA polymerase II cis-regulatory region sequence-specific DNA binding.
AUGGAUAUUUCUCCUCCUCUCCUCAACUACAUGACACAGAACUACUGGAGCUGCCCGAGCUCAGACUCUGAAUUCUACACCAUCUCGUCUCCUGAAGCCGUGUCUCCAAUCUCCCGUUCAUCUCCACCCCAUUCACAGCACCCCGGAGGUGGCAAAGCUACCGCUUCUUUGCGUGAGGAAGGUGGACGUUCUCGCGUCGGGACCAGAAGAAUGAGGUCCAAAAACCCGAGCAAGCAGAGACAGAGUGCCAGCGAGAAGGAGAAGCUCCGAAUGAGGGACUUGACGAAAGCCCUCCAUCAUCUCAGGACUUACCUGCCUCCUACUGUGGCUCCUGUCGGUCAAACAUUGACAAAGAUCGAGACGCUUCGCUUGACCAUCCGCUACAUUUCGUAUCUGUCAGCUCAGCUUGGACUCGGCGAAGAGUCUCUCUUCCAGAUGAAGGACAUGAGAACUUCUAGAGAGCAAGAAUCGCCUCAAAAUCAGACCGAAGGGAUCUGCUGUUACAAUUCGCCGACGUCAUAUUGGGGAUUCAGAGAUGAGCUCCCGACACAUCAAGAACUGCACCAAAGCACUUUCAGACCAGAACACGUCUCGAGGAAGACAGAAAUGAAUCUUAAUCAAGUUUGCAUGAACGUGGAGACACAGACAUAUGACAACUCACUCAACUCCAGCCUGGAGUCUCUCCUGGAAUAUCCAUCAUAUGCGAAUACAGCUUUGACAUAUCAGAAUUAUGGAAAAGCUGUGCACUGUCAAAGCAUAGCUCCAGAAUUCUGGGGAUGA